Messenger RNA from Capsicum annuum, 675 nucleotides. Its product is annotated as elongation factor P-like. The coding region runs from base 1 to 675 and encodes 224 amino acids. Gene Ontology annotation, cellular component: cytoplasm. Lineage: Eukaryota; Viridiplantae; Streptophyta; Magnoliopsida; Solanales; Solanaceae. Gene Ontology annotation, biological process: translational elongation; peptide biosynthetic process. Gene Ontology annotation, molecular function: translation elongation factor activity. The transcript has a single exon. The record is from RefSeq and is a predicted model, not a curated record.
AUGCCAUCUUACUUGAUCAAGAAGUAUUCUAAUUUUAUCUUCCUUGAUCAACAGUGGCCGUAUCACCAAUCUCACUUUGCCUCGGCUUGGUCUGCCACUCAACUCCGCGGUGUCAAAUCUCGCGGUUCUGAUUUAAAGCCAGGAAUCGUAAUUGAGAAAAAAGGAAGGAUUUAUCAGGUGGUAAAGGCACAACACACAACCCAAGGAAGAGGAGGAGCUAUUAUACAGGUGGAACUCCAUGAUGUUGAUAGUGGAAGCAAGUCCAGUGCAAGAUUUCGUACGGAUGAAACCCUUGAAAAAGUAUUUGUUGCAGAAAAGAGUUUCAGGUACCUCUAUACCGAUGAAGAAACUGGGAACAUUGCGCUAAUGGAGCCUGAAACCUAUGAGCAACUAGAUGUACCAAACCACUUGUUUGGUGAAUGUUUUGUCUACCUUCAAGAUGAUAUGAAAGUCCAUGUACAACUUUACGAUGAAAGAGCAAUGUCUGUGUCAAUUCCUAGGCGAGUAACAUGUACCGUUGCUGAAUCCGAAAUUCCCAUGAGGGCAUCAGCUACUCCACAGUAUAAGAAGGUUUUGUUGGACAAUGGUCUUACAGUGCAGGUACCGAAACAUGUCGUAGAAGGAGACAGGAUUAUCGUAAACACCACCAACCACUCUUACGUAAGCAGAGCUUAA